Spodoptera exigua (beet armyworm) is the source of this 1830-nucleotide messenger RNA. The record is from the annotation of a GenBank genome assembly. NCBI's taxonomy places the organism in Eukaryota, Metazoa, Arthropoda, Insecta, Lepidoptera, Noctuidae.
GUUAUUGUCAAUGAAGUUUAAUAAAAGUAUGUUUUGUUCUAAAUUUAUAAAUGAUUUUUAGAUAAAAUAAAAAAUAUGAAAAGGUUCUCACUUAAGUUUAUGAUUUUUAUGUUUUUGAGUACGUUUACUAUUUUAUAUUUAUAUUCAAAAGUUAGCAAAAGUAGUAAAUAUGCAGUUGAUGAGCGGCCUGUGCCUUUCAAGGCUGUUAUUAGUAAGGAACCUUUACAAAUAGAAAGAGUAGUUCUAUCUUUUGUCGUAUGUGACUCGAGAUUUAACGAAUCUUUGAAUGUGGUUAAGUCCGUGUUACUGUUUACAAGAGUUCACGUGCACUUCGUUAUAUUCGCUGAUGACAAUUUAAGACCAAAGUUCAAUGAAACUUUAACAAUAUGGAAGCAUAUUACAAAUAAUCAGCUGGAUUUUGAGCUACAUAAAGUAAGCUUUCCACAAGAACAUGAGCAAGAUUGGAUGAACCUGUUUAGCAAAUGUGCUGCUCAACGAUUAUUUAUUCCUCAACUAAUACCUCACAUAGAUGCAAUGAUAUAUGUGGACACAGACACACUAUUCCUGGGGCCUGUGGAGGAGCUCUGGCAAUUCUUCAACAAGUUCAAUUCCUCACAAAUGUCUGCAAUGGCCCUUGAAGAUGACAAUCCUAAUGUAUCAUGGUAUCCACGAUUUGCUAAACACCCAUUUUAUGGCAAAUUUGGCCUCAACUCAGGUGUGAUGUUAAUGAACUUGACGAGGAUGCAAACAUUUGGUUGGGUGGAAUAUGUCACACCUAUCAUGUUGAAAUGGAAGCUCUAUAUACCCUGGGGUGAUCAGGACAUAAUAAAUAUCAUAUUUCAUUACCAUGAGCGUGCGGUGCACGUGUUUUCGUGUCGCUACAACUAUCGCUCGGACCAGUGCAUGUACGGUGACGCCUGCGCUGACGCUACCGACCGCGGCAUCUUCCUGCUGCACGGCAGUCGAAGAGCAUUCCAUAACAAUAAGCAACCAGCUUUUCAGGCAAUCUAUCGUGCGGUAGAGGAAUACGAGAUCGGCACGGAUCCUUCGAAGUAUGUACUUACUAACAUGGACAAGUAUUUCACCGAGGCGCCUUCCUCCAACUGCGGCAACUUGAAGGAAGCUUUCCUUAAAGUUCCUACGAAGACAUUCAGCACUUUGUACCCAUCGCCCGACAGAUAGCGCCAUAACCUCGGAUAAGGAUACAAUGAAACAUAUCAGGGUUUUGUUUUAUAUUACUUAUUAUUUAUGUACCAUAUACUAUUUUAUUAUGCAACUAGAAUUUCAUUAAUAAGAGAACAUAGUUUUUUUAUUAGAACCAAUGCUUAAUGAGGUUCGUUGUUUUGUAUCGUUAUGACAAUGCCACAACUAUUUUGUUACUAGAUAGUUACAGGAAGUUUAUUACUUUCUACAAAUUGUAAAUGUAUGAAAUGCCAAUAGUAUUAUAAAGUAAGAGUUAGCUUGAGGUCGUAUGUCGGUUCCUGAGCCACAUAAAUGGUGAAAAGUGAGUGGUAUAUUUCACUAUUACUUCUGUUUAGGCAUACUGCCUGUUAGAAACAAAAAGGUAGCUAAAUCCAACAUAAUAACGUGAUUGAAAUAGCCAUAACUGGCAUUAUUUCAAAUGAGUUAAGUAAUAGUACUUCUCAAUCGCAAUUGUUCUGCGACAUAUACUACAAAAUCCGGAUAAAUGUAAUAUAAUACGUAGAAAUUGUAAUAGAAUAUCUGUGCAUGGGGCUCUGGAGUCACGAGGCGCACAUGGCGCCUGAUAACGCUUGGAACAACAAAUCAUUGACCGCACAAAAGACCUGAUAAGAUUAAUGUAUACCUAAU